Molecule: messenger RNA, 1320 nt
Organism: Knipowitschia caucasica
Lineage: Eukaryota; Metazoa; Chordata; Actinopteri; Gobiiformes; Gobiidae
Source: the annotation of a GenBank genome assembly
AUGGGUGUCUCUGCACCUCUGCGUGCCCAGGCCCACUCUGAGGCCUUGAGCGCAGUAGUGUGUAGCAGUGUCAACGCUGGGCAGAGCCACAGUGAAAUACAGCCCAAAACCUCAUACGUGCCCCCCAAAGAACAUCUGGUCAAAAUGAUGCACUUGAUCAAACCCCUUUUACGUUUCGCCAGAGAUCAGGAAUGUCGGAAACAUUACUCGGAGCCUCUGCCUGAUGUCGCACAGCAGACCAAUGCUGUGCGCCAUCACAGCACAGACUUUAGCACACGUGGUCCUCAAGUGUCGGAGGAAAGUGAAUGCUCGGAUUCUGAGAAUGAAACCAGAUCUACAGAGAUGAAAGUCAGCUCUGACACCAGGAAAGUGACUCCACCAAUGGCGUCCAAAAACACCAUAAUACAAAUUCAAUACAUCGCUGAAGAGGCUGCUACGGAAAUGUUGCUCAAGGGCCAGGAGAACAAGUCUAAGGAGCUGCUGAGACCACUAUGUAAGGACCAGGAAGCCGCUUCACAGGUGGAAAUCCAAUGGAACGACCAGCAUUGGUCUUACCUGCUGCUAGAAGUGUGCUUUCGGGUGUUGGCUACCUCAGAGGAAAUGAAUAUAGAGCAACUCUUCCAGCUUCUCUUGAAGUAUGUGGAGCAACACAAAUCUGAAUGUAUUGUUCGGGUCAAACCUGAUCUGCAUCACAUCAGAGAAGCAGCUAAUGCGAUACACCAAGCUGUGAUUGCAAACCUUGGGGAGUGGAUGCUAUUCACAAUCAUGGUGGAACCUGAGUUCAGCGCCGCCAUCAUCACAGACUGCAUCCUGAAAAGGAGGUGGAGCAAAGGGAAGGAGGAGGAAGAGGGGAAGACAAAGACUCAUAAAGGAAAAGCAGCGGACGACAACACAAACUUACCUCCUCUGGCUCAUAAACCUUUGCCCUCACGAGUCGCGGGAAUGGCCACCCUCCCAGUGGUCCCGCUCCUCUGCGCUUUCCACGUGUUCACAGCUGGGGCCCAGACCGAGAGCACUGAGGCGCCUGGGUCCUUACCUUCAGACUGUAGGGAGGAGAUGUAUCCCUGCACCAGGAUGUACUCUGUUCAUCGGCCGGCCAAGAAAUGCAUCGGAGGUUUCUGUCUCUACAGCCUGUCGCGCAUGUACGUGAUCAACAAUGAGAUCUGCACCAGGACUGUGUGCGCACAAGACGAGUACAUGAAAGCGGAACUGUGCCGAGAGCGCUCCGGGUGGCCGAGACGCAUCCAGCGCUCAGCUAAUCAGAGGAGGCGUUGUCGCAGUCGUCGUGGCAACCCCAACACCUGGGAAAACAAGGUCUGA